AUGGUUUUAGUUCAAGAUUUAUUACAUCCAUCUCCAGCUACUGAAGCUCAACAACACAAAUUAAAGACCUUAGUCCAAGCUCCAAGAUCUUUCUUCAUGGAUGUCAAAUGUCAAGGUUGUUUAAACAUCACCACUGUUUUCAGUCAUGCCCAAACCGCUGUCACUUGUGACUCUUGUUCUACCGUUUUAUGUACCCCAACCGGUGGUAAGGCUAAGUUGACCGAAGGUUGUUCUUUCAGAAGAAAGUAA
Molecule: messenger RNA, 249 nt
Organism: Hemisphaericaspora subhashii
Lineage: Eukaryota; Fungi; Ascomycota; Pichiomycetes; Serinales; Debaryomycetaceae
Gene: RPS27
Product: 40S ribosomal protein eS27
Exons: 2
Coding region: 1-249 (82 amino acids)
Biological process (GO): translation; ribosomal small subunit assembly
Cellular component (GO): ribosome; cytosolic small ribosomal subunit
Molecular function (GO): structural constituent of ribosome; RNA binding
Source: RefSeq, a predicted model, not a curated record